CAACUGAAUUUCCCACAGGUGGACUCCAAUCAAGUUGUAGAAACAUCUCAAGGAUGAUCAGUGGAAACAGGAUGCACCACAGCUCAAUUUUGACUGUCAUGGCAAAGGCUGUGAAUACUUUCUGGAUGCACUGUAUAUACAGUGUAUUCUCUUGAAAUGGGCCAUUACACAAAACAUUUGCCGUACCAACAUCCGGUAUCAUACUGUCCGUGUUUAUGUGCGAGCAGUUUCUGCGGGGAAAACCCAACAACCAUGUUUUACUGGACGAAGACGAAGUCCGGGGUUUCGGAGACACUCGACAGUUUAGGUAACAUGUCUAAAGCGGAGAUUCUGAGAGGAAUCAUUACCGAAAAACUGACAACGGCCGCCCAGGAGAUCUUAGCGGUGGUAGGGCGAACCAUGGCGGGAUACGAGGAGGAGGCUUCCGGCUUCAGGAAGGAGAUUGACCGGCAGAGGAGGCAGCUGGAGCUUCUGCAGCCCGAAAGAAGAGCCCAGAUCCCAGGUCUGGACAGCCAUGAGGUGGUGGUUCUGAGCGAGGAGGAGGAGGAGGAGGAGGAGCACACACACCAGACAGGUGCACAGGACGCUGGGAGUCAGGGCGUCCUGUGGGUUGAUAAUGAUGAAGAGGAGCAGCUGUCCGUGCAACCGGAAAUGAGCUCCAGAGAGAAGCGAGAAGACCUGAAGGAUCCGGAUUAUCAAAUGCCAUCAAGGUCGUUUCCCAGACUUCAGUCUGGCAGGAGGAAGCCCGGCAGACCUCGGAUCAGUGAUGCACCAUCCCAUCUAGAUUUAAGAGUCCGCAUUCUGGAGGACUCGCAGAUCGUUGUCCUGUCCAGCAGUGUGUUUAAGAAGUACCCAGUGCAGGAGCUGCGGUGUCCUCGUGGUCUGCGGGAGGUGGACUUCCUGGACCUGCUGAGGUCCACCUUCCCUCAGCUGGCUGCUAAUAAACCUUUUGACAUCUUCACAGCUGACAGAAGCAGGAGACUCCAUCCUAUGAAAGUAAAGUCACUGACACCAGAGGAGAUCUGCAGGGCCAUGCGGUGCACAGGCAUGGGAAACUGGGUCCUGUACAUCCGGCUGAAGACCAGCAGUGAAGACCUCCAUUCUGCACAGAGACAAGACGAUGAAACCAUCGAUCUUCCCACAAGAGGUGCCACAACAUCAGCUGAUCAAAGCAAAAUGUCGUCUCCCACAGCUCAGCCCGAGAAGAGGAAGCGUGGCCGACCUCGGCUCAAAGAAGAACCAACUCAGCACUAUUUCAGGAUCUGCAUGCUGGAGGAUUCCUCAUCAGACGUCUCCUCUAAACAUGUGUUGCAGAGAUCCUCGGUACAGGACCUGAAGUGUCCUCGCGGUCUCCACGAGGCAGACUUCCUGGCCCUGCUGAGGUCCACUGUCCCCCAGCUGGCUGGAGACGAACCUUUCAGCAUCUUCAAAUGCAACAGAAGCAGGCAGCUCCAGAGGCUCAAUGUAAAGAGUCUGACCCCAGAGGAGAUCUCCAGGACUGUGAAGGGCCCCGGGGCCUUGCUCUACGUCAGACUGAAGACAGGAAAGGAGGAGGAGGAUGAAGAUGAUGAAUGUGACCUUUUGCUGAGAGACUAUGACGCCACUGAUGCUGUAGUGAUGAAGAGUGGGGACGCCAGGCUCAGUUCAAGGUUGUCGUCUCCCACAGCUCAGCCCGAGAAGAGGAAGCGUGGCCGACCUCGGCUCAAAGAAGAACCAACUCAGCACUAUUUCAGGAUCUGCAUGCUGAAGGAUUCCUCAUCAGAUGUCUCCUCUAAACAUGUGUUGCAGAGAUCUUCGGUACAGGACCUGAAGUGUCCUCGCGGUCUCCACGAGGCAGACUUCCUGGCCCUGCUGAGGUCCACUGUCCCCCAGCUGGCUGGAGACGAACCUUUCAGCAUCUUCAAAUGCAACAGAAGCAGGCAGCUCCAGAGGCUCAAUGUAAAGAGUCUGACCCCAGAGGAAAUCUCCAGGACUGUGAAGGGCCCCGGGGCCUUGCUCUACGUCAGACUGAAGACAGGAAAGGAGGAGGAGGAUGAAGAUGAUGAAUGUGACCUUUUGCUGAGAGACUAUGACGCCACUGAUGCUGUAGUGAUGAAGAGUGGGGACGCCAGGCUCAGUUCAAGUAGCCUGGUUCGAUGUGGAGAUGGUAAGAGAGUGGCCGCUCCAUCCCACCACUUAACACUCCAACCGGACAUGGACACAGAGGAGGCUGAUGAUGAGGGCAACAUGGCCUCCAGCACUGAUAAGGACGAUGACGACGACUGGAAACCAGAUCAGACCAGCAGGAAGCGAGCGCCCAGGUCUACUGUCGAGAGGAGCAAAGCGUCCUGUAAAGUCUGUGGAGUGUGGUACAAGAUCCAGGGCAGCCUGAUCAAACACGCCUGGAGUCACGUGGAAGAACCUCAGUGUGCUUGUGGCGUGUGCGGAGAGCAUUUCCAAGCUGUGGAAGAAAUAAAGACACAUCUUAGAAACCACCAGAAAACUUUUGACUGUUUAUACUGUGGCAAGUCUUUCUUCACUGCCGCUAGCCUCAACAACCACACCACCCUGCACACAGGAAACAGACUGUUUAAAUGUGAUGAGUGCAACAAAACCUUUGCUCACAAGUAUCGACUGAGGAUUCACAGCUGGGUCCAUGUGGUGGAGAAACCAUACAAGUGUGAUGUUUGCCCGAAAACGUUUGGCCUGAAAGCACAGCUCAGAGCCCACAGCAAGAUGCACGCCGGUAGAGACAAGUAUCACUGCCACAUCUGUGGUAAGUUUGUCUAUGACCUGCGAUCUUUAACGCGCCACAAGGCGACUCACUCGGUGGAGAGACGUUAUGGCUGUGAGAUUUGUGGGAAGCGUUUCAAGGUCAUCAGCACAUUGAAGGCGCACGAGAAGAUCCACACAGUCAGGGAGCGGCCGUACCUCUGCCACAUCUGCUGCAAAACCUUCCUGUCAAACUGUGGCUUAAAAGCUCACAUGAUGACACACGAAGGCGAGAGGCCGUUCAUCUGCAUCGUAUGUAGCAAGGGCUUCAUCUCCAAUGGCGAGCGGAAGACGCACAUGCGAAUCCAUACUGGCGAGGCACCGUACGGCUGCUCUGAGUGUGGCCGCUUUUUUAAACGUAAGAGUCACCUAAACAACCACAUCAAGUGCCACCUGGGCAUCAAACAGUUUGUCUGCACUGUCUGUGGGAAGGCAUGCUCCCGUCAAGAACACCUGACGGUCCACAUGAGGACCCACAACGGAGAGAGACCUUACCAAUGCACUCUGUGCGACAAAGCCUUCACUCAGAGCCACUGUCUGAAAACACACAUGAAGAGCCACCACCAGCCGGAAAACCAGUCCCCGGAUCCACCCGUGUCCUAAAAGACAUUUCUCUGCUGGCUCUGUCGGGAAAAAGAUGGACGUAGUUUUGACAGGGCUGCGUCUCGAACCUUCGUUCUUUAGCACCAAAUGGGAAAAAUCUGGUCACGUUUGUUCUCAUUCUGUAACUUAAAUCAGUGUUUACCUGUAUUUUCUUCUUCCACCAAAGGCUGAAUGUCAGAACAGGUACCAAAACUUUUCAAGUCACAGUGUGAAAUGUGACCAGACAAACAGCUGUUGUUUACUCAAAGUCCUUGUACAUUCAAACAGCCUUUGCUAGGAAAAAAUAAAUUGAGCAGUGAAUUUACAGAAUUAACAAGUGAUACCAAAACUCAGGCACCGUUUAGAGUUAAGGGAUAAGAACACAAAGAAUUUAAUUGUUUAAACAAUCUGAACACUUUGUAAAUACUGUAUCAUGUAUAUAGUUCUGUACUUCAUGUCAUUUACUACUCUCAGCUCACGUAUAUAUCACUACAAACACAAGUCUAUUAAACAGUUUCUAGAAGGCAACGCCUUGGUAGCAUGAUUAAACCUCACAUACUAAAACUCUACUAUCUUUUUUGAAUGUUUCUCCUCAUCCACUGUAGCUAAUGUUGCAUUCAGAGCCAGUGGGGAAAAACCAGGUGAUGAUUCUUUCUUUUAUAAAUGUUUUGGUACCUGUGGUGAACAUGACAUCAGAAUGCUUCAAAAUCCCACAGUCACAAACGCAACAUAUGAGGCCGGUCAUUUUCUGUGUUAACACUAUUUUCAUCAGCCCCAAACAGGGACUAAAACCAACAGCUUCUACUCAGUUAAUAUUGGUCAGUCCUGGAUCAGCUGGUUCGUCUCUGCAAUAGACCUCCACUGUUGUUCAAAAGCCCAUCAGGGAAACACCGCUGCACUGGGUAACGCAUUUCCUUAUUGCGAAACAUUUAGGAGUGUCCAGAGACCUCCAAAUAUAAGGGUCUGGUGUUUUGUAAUGAGGACAGGUGUCACCCAGCACAGCGGCGUGCUUCCCUGACGUCUUUAGAAUCAUUUUUGAUGGUCAGUGGCACAGACAAACAACCUAACCCAGGACUGACAGACAUUAACCACGAGUAGAGGCCAAUAUUGUUUGGUUUUAGUCUUCGUAUGUGGGGGUGCUGAAACUGAAUGGCCUUAUCCUCUAAACAUUUUAGUUUUCCAUCUGCAGCACAAUGAAAAGCAUACAGUACUUCACUGUAAAACUGUGAGCCUGUGUACCUGCCAUCAUGUUGUAUUUGUGGCCAAAAUAAACUUCCUGUGAAAAAUCCAAAAUGCUAUUUUGUACAACAUACCAGCAUUAAACUGUACUUUCUGGGGAAAGUAAAUG
Messenger RNA from Monopterus albus (swamp eel), 4681 nucleotides. RefSeq lists its product as uncharacterized. Gene Ontology annotation, molecular function: DNA binding. NCBI's taxonomy places the organism in Eukaryota, Metazoa, Chordata, Actinopteri, Synbranchiformes, Synbranchidae. Gene Ontology annotation, cellular component: nucleus. The transcript is spliced from 14 exons. The record is from RefSeq and is a predicted model, not a curated record. Bases 157 to 3354 code for a protein of 1065 amino acids. Gene Ontology annotation, biological process: regulation of gene expression.